Triplophysa dalaica is the source of this 3306-nucleotide messenger RNA. RefSeq names its product ribosome quality control complex subunit NEMF-like. Gene Ontology annotation, molecular function: tRNA binding; ribosomal large subunit binding. The record is from RefSeq and is a predicted model, not a curated record. The transcript is spliced from 32 exons. Gene Ontology annotation, cellular component: RQC complex. Lineage: Eukaryota; Metazoa; Chordata; Actinopteri; Cypriniformes; Nemacheilidae. Gene Ontology annotation, biological process: rescue of stalled cytosolic ribosome; ribosome-associated ubiquitin-dependent protein catabolic process. The coding region runs from base 127 to 3249 and encodes 1040 amino acids.
CGGGCUUCCGUACGCCAGCGGACGCGCAUGCGCAUAGUGAGCACGCACUCAGGGUGGUGUGUCAGAUGCAGAGCUCAACAGAAAAUUAUUUCAAUAGUUAAUAAACAGUAAUAAUAAUAAUCAACUAUGAAGAGCAGAUUCAACACGGUGGACAUCCGGGCCGUGAUCGCAGAGAUCAAUGUCAGUUGUGUCGGAAUGAGAGUCAACAACAUCUAUGACAUCGACACUAAAACAUACCUGAUCAAACUGCAGAAGCCGGGCUCUAAAGCUGUGUUGUUGAUCGAGUCUGGCAUUCGCCUUCACAGCACUGAGUUUGACUGGCCUAAGAAUAUCAUGCCAUCUGGAUUUGCCAUGAAAUGUCGGAAGCAUCUGAAGUCCAGACGGCUGGUGCACAUCAAACAGCUCGGUGUGGACAGGAUCGUGGACAUUCAGUUUGGAUCAGACGAGGCCGCGUAUCAUCUGAUCCUGGAGCUGUAUGAUCGAGGGAACAUUGUUCUGACAGACCACGAGUUCACCAUUUUAAAUCUUCUUCGGUUCCGCACGGCAGAGGCUGAAGAUGUGAAGAUCGCAGUGAGGGAGAGAUAUCCAGUAGAGAAGGCCAGACCGGCGGAGCCGCUCAUCAGUCUGGAGAGACUCGCUGAGAUCUUAUCUCAAUCUCAGACUGGAGAACAAGUGAAAAGAGUUCUGAAUCCUCACUUGCCGUACGGCGGGACGCUCAUUGAACACAGUCUCAUGGCUGUUGGGCUGCCGGGUCUCAUGAAAGUCGACGGCCAGUUUGAUGUCACUCGGGAAAGCCCCAAAAUCCUGGAAGCUUUGCAGAUGGCUGAAGAUUUUAUGGAAAAAACAGCAAACUUCAGUGGAAAGGGUUACAUCAUCCAGAAAAGUGAGAAGAAGCGAAGUUUGUGUCCAGAAAAACCAGAGGAGGAGUUCCUCACAUAUGAAGAAUUUCAUCCGUUUCUCUUCUGUCAGCAUGAGAAAAAUCCCUGCGUUGAGUUGGACUCUUUUAACAAGGCGGUGGACGAGUUCUUCUCUAAGAUGGAGGGUCAGAAGUUGGACAUGAAAGCUCUUCAGCAGGAGAAACAAGCACUGAAGAAGCUGGAGAACUUCCGCCAAAAUCACGAGCAGCGUCUAGAAGCUCUUCAUCAGGCUCAGGAGGUGGAGCGGUUGAAGGGAGAGUUGGUGGAGAUGAAUCUUCAGACGGUGGAUCGAGCUCUACAGGUGGUACGCAGCGCUCUGGCCAAUCAGGUGGACUGGGCUGAAAUCGCUCUGAUUGUUAAAGAAGCUCAGCUGGCCGGUGACCCUGUGGCCUGUGCCAUUAAACACCUCAAACUCCACAGCAAUCACAUCACCAUGCUGCUCAAGAAUCCGUAUGCCGGUUCUGACGGAGAGGCAGACGAUUUGGACGCGCCAUCACCUGCGACGGGAUCUGAGCCGCUGAAGGGAAAAAAGAAAAAAAACAAAGAGAAAGGGAAGAUGGAGAAGAGCAAAGCGGCUCUAGUGGAUGUGGAUCUAAAUCUCUCGGCUUAUGCCAAUGCAAAGAAAUAUUACGACAGCAAGAGAAGCGCGGCCAAGAAAGAGCAGAAGACUGUUGAGGCGGCUCACAAGGCGUUCAAAUCAGCUGAGAAAAAGACCAAACAAACGCUUAAAGAAGUGCAGACCGUCACCAGCAUUCAGAAAGCCAGGAAGGUUUAUUGGUUUGAGAAGUUUUUGUGGUUCGUCAGCACAGAGAAUUUUCUGAUCAUCGCCGGACGAGACCAGCAGCAGAAUGAGAUGAUAGUCAAACGUUAUCUGAGAUCAGGAGACGUUUACGUUCACGCCGAUCUGCACGGAGCCACGAGUUGUGUGAUCAAGAAUCCGUCUGGUGAGCCGGUUCCUCCUCGGACGUUAACUGAGGCGGGUACGAUGGCUGUUUGCUACAGCGCAGCCUGGGACGCUAAAGUCAUCACCAGCGCGUGGUGGGUCCAUCACCAUCAGGUGUCUAAGACAGCGCCGACGGGAGAAUAUCUGACCACUGGAAGCUUCAUGAUCAGAGGGAAGAAGAACUUUCUGCCCCCAUCAUAUAUGAUCAUGGGUUUCGGCUUUCUUUUCAAGGUGGACGAUGAGAGUGUUUUUAGACAUCUUGGAGAGAGGAAGACGAGAGCUCUGGAGGAGGACGAGCCCGACGUGACGUCCACUGCAGAUCUGCUUGAGUUGGGAGAUGAACUAUCAAGUGACGAGGAAGAGGAGGAGUCCGUCGGCAGGAUGGCCACAGAGGAUGAAGAUCAUCAGAGAGACGACAGUAAAACCGCAGAUGAAGAAACACACAGCGGAACGGAGGACAGAAGCGAUGAGGAUCAGAUCGAGGAGAUUCAGUUUCCUGACACCAACAUCUCACUGUCACACCUGCAGCCCAACAGGAAUCUUCAAAGUGCUGCUUUCAAGCAGGAUGUUCCACAUCAGGAGGACACAGAAACACGCUGCAAAAAACACUUGACGGCCAAACAGAGGAGAGAUAUGAAGAAGAAGCAGAAACCAGAGAGUACAGAAGAUUUGGAGGAAACCGAUGUAAAACAACAGGAAAGUGAACCCACGGCUGCCUGCGCACAGACGUGUAAGAGCGGAGCAGCGGUUCAGCCGCUAAAGAGAGGUCAAAAGAACAAACUGAAGAAGAUGAAGGACAAAUAUAAAGACCAAGACGAGGAGGAUCGAGAGAUGAUGAUGAAGUUAUUGGGGUCUGCAGGAACCGCCAAAGAGGAGAAAGCCAAGAAGAAGAAGAAAGGGAAAGUGAGGGAAGAGCCGCAGAGAAAAGGUCCUCCCGAAGCUUCAGUGAAACCGAAAGUUGAAAUUAUUACGAGAAGUGAAGCAGCAGAAGAUCCGGCUGAAGUCCACGAUGAGAAAAUCCCGGUGACGGAGACGGAUGAUGUGGAGAAUCCAGCAGCUGAGGAUCAGGAUGGAGAAAAUAUUCUGGACUGGCUGACCGGUCUCCCGCACCCAGAGGAUGUGUUGAUGUUCGCAGUGCCUGUAUGUGCUCCCUACAUGGCGCUUUCCAAUUACAAGUACAAAGUGAAAUUGACCCCAGGAAGUCAGAAAAAAGGGAAAGCUGCCCGCACCGCCGUGUCCAGCUUCAUGAAAAGCAAAGACACCAGCACACGAGAGAAAGAUUUGUUUCGGAGCGUCAAGGACACGGAUCUGUCCAGAAAUAUUCCUGGAAAAGUGAAAGUUUCAGCUCCUAACCUUCAGGCAGCAAAGAAAGGGACAUCCCAGAAAUGAUUUUAACUGACUUGUGAAAGACUAAAUAUUUACAAUAAACAUUGUUUUAUAACAGAA